UUGCAACCGGGAGAGUUGGGAAUUCAUGAGCCGCUUCCAAGACAAGCUUGAGGCCAACACCUACCGCGAGUGGAAGGAGCACUACAUCGAGUACGCGGCGCUCAAGCUCGCCGUCAAUGGCAUGCGCGAGGACGUCGCGGGCUUUGACCUGGAGGCGCAGCUCGACAAGGUCGUCGAGCUCCAGUUCCUCGUCGGCGCCGCCGGCUCGACGGUCCAGAGCUUCGAGAAGCUCUUCAUCAAAGAGUACUCCAAGGUUGAGACCUUUUACGUCGCGAGCAUCCGCGAGUUCAAGCUGCAGCUCGACACGCUCCUCAAGCAGCACCACAACAACAUGACCGAGGCGACGCGCCAGGCCAUGAUCGCGGCCUGCAUGGAGCUCUACCGCCUCCUCAACAUGCUCGUCAACUUUGCAAUGCUCAACUACACGGGCUUGACCAAGAUCUUAAAGUCGCACGAGAAAAAGGUCAGGUCGCAAGAGUCGAUCCGGUACGUCUUUGCCGAGAAGAUCGAGACGUGCGCCUUCGCGCAGGCCACCGAGGCGCGGGCCGAGGUCCUGCGCCUCGAGGACUGGUUCACGCGCACGUUCCACAGCGGCAAUCGGCCGGUCGCGAUCUCGGAGCUCAUGUCGCGCCGCGUCGAGAUCGUCGACUGGGCGCAGGCGUACAUGGGCGUCAAGUUUGGCUGCCUCCUCAUGCUCGGGCUCUGGGUCAUCUGGGACGCCGGCAUCAUUCCGAGCAUCGCGACCAACGAUAACCAUCUGCGGCUGCUCCUCACCAAAGGCUUCCCGCUCUUCCGGGGCAUGGGCUGCGUCAUCCUCUUCAACUGGCUCAUGGGCGUCUCGCUCUACGUGUGGCGCUCGGCGCGCAUCAACUACAAGUACAUCAUGGACCUCGACCCGCACAAGACGAAGGACUACGACCAGGUGUUCCACGACGCCGCCCACGUCAGCAUCGUGUACCUCGUGUGCAUGCUCGUCUACUACAAGGUCUGCAACGACGAGUUCCCAGAGUCCAAAGUCGUCCACCGCGGCUACGUGCUGCUCGUGCUCUUCCUCUACAUGAUCUACUUUUACCUCAUCCGCGACUGGAAGCUCAAGAUCGGCCUCGUCAAGGUCGUCGCCGAGAUCUUCGGCGCGCCGUGGUUCCCCGUCACGUUCCUUCACACGUUCAUUGGCAACUACAUGCUCAGCAUGCAGCGCAUGAACCAAGACAUUGCGUGGUCCGUCUGCUUCUUCGUCACGGGCGAGUUCCUCGAGACGGACGACCUCCAAAUGCUGCACGCAGGCGGCACCGACAUGAAGGGGUACCUGCACAACCACACGAUGCAAGGCAUCGUUCCGUCCAAGUGCUACAAGAACUUUUACUACGCCAAGGUCGUCGUGCCGCUGCUAUGUGCACUCCCGCUGUGGUACCGGUUCCUGCAGAGCCUCCGGCGCAUCUACGACAUGAAGCAGUGGUGGCCCGGCGUCGGCAACGUCAUCAAGUUUGGCCUGACGAUGAUCGUCGUGCUCUUCGGACUCUUCCACCCGUUCCACAACCCGGUCCGGCCCAUUGAGUCGAUCAGCCCGCUCCAGCAGGUCUGGAUCGCGGGCUUUAUCAUCGCAUCUUUCCUCCUCUGGUUCUGGGAUGUGACCAUGGACUGGGGGCUCAUGCGACCCGAGCACAAGUUCCUCGCCGAGCGCCACAUGUACCCGCGCCGCACCGUGUACUACAUUGCGAUCGUCGCCGACUUUUUCCUCUGCUACGCCUGGGUGCUGACGCUGAUCCCGCCCUCGGCCGAGCAGGCGCUCAACCACAGCUUCUUCGUGUACAUCCAUCCGUUCUCGAUGGUGCUCGAGCCCAUCCGGCGCACGAUCUGGAGCUUCUUUACCGUCGAGAACGAGCAUCUGCGCAACACGAUGGGCUUCCGGAAGGAGCAGUUCGUCCCGCUCUUCUUCGAGCGCGGCGUGGGGGCGCCGCCGCCAGACGACACGUCCGAGACGGCGCAGCGUCUCAAGCGACGCACCAAGCUCCUCAUUUCCGGCGUCAUCGCGUUCGUCCUCUUCCUCGCGCUCGCCGCCAUGACCAUUGUCGAGGAGACGACGAUCCCGACCAAUUGA
Saprolegnia parasitica CBS 223.65 is the source of this 2098-nucleotide messenger RNA. RefSeq lists its product as hypothetical. Gene Ontology annotation, biological process: cellular response to phosphate starvation; phosphate ion transport. Bases 26 to 2098 code for a protein of 690 amino acids. The record is from RefSeq and is a predicted model, not a curated record. The transcript is spliced from 2 exons. Gene Ontology annotation, cellular component: plasma membrane; Golgi apparatus; cytoplasm. Gene Ontology annotation, molecular function: inositol hexakisphosphate binding. NCBI's taxonomy places the organism in Eukaryota, Oomycota, Saprolegniomycetes, Saprolegniales, Saprolegniaceae.